AUAUAAAGUUGUCCUUUCGAUUGUUACGCCACUGCAUGUUGUGAAUUUGAUUACUCCUUCAACUUCGCGUUUCGCGCGCAACUAUCCCAGAUCUCAUGCAACAUCCAGGCGCUGACUUUAAUUAUUUAGCUAAUGUGACAUUGGACCAGUGACAGCGGUAAAACCUAACCAAGAUUAUUCUUUCCUUUUGAAUCAUGUUUUUCUAUUUAUAAUCGAGAUAGCACUUCACUAACGUGGUUGGAAUUCCAAAAAUGGCUUCGAAAUUUAAGAAAUUCGCUGUUGUAUGUGGGGCUGGGGCAGUAGGAGCUGGAAUAACAACCUAUUUUUUUAUGGAUGAUGAUUUCGAUAGAAGGUGGAACACAGUCCAUGCUCAACAAAUUGCACUGCCAAGAUCAAAGAAGCCAUUACCAAGUAGGGAUGAAUUAUUGAAAUCCUUAAAGACAGAAUCUUUUGAUGUCUUAGUCAUAGGAGGUGGAGCAACUGGGGUAGGAUGUGCCUUAGAUGCAACCACCAGAGGAUUAAAAACAGCUCUUGUUGAAGCUGAUGAUUUUGCUUCUGGAACUUCUAGCCGUAGCACUAAACUUAUUCAUGGUGGAGUACGAUACUUACAAAAAGCUAUAAUGCAGUUAGAUAUAGAACAAUAUAGAAUGGUUAAAGAAGCACUUAGAGAAAGAGCCUUAAUGCUUGAGUCUGCUCCUCAUCUUGCCCAUCCCUUACCUAUAAUGCUGCCAGUUUAUAAAUGGUGGCAAGUUCCUUACUAUUGGGUGGGAAUUAAAUGUUAUGACUUAGUAGCAGGCUUGAAAAAUGUGAAAAGUUCAUAUCUUCUAUCUAAGAAAAGUGCACUGGAGUUAUUUCCUAUGUUAAGAGGUGAUGCCCUAUGUGGAGCACUAGUAUAUUAUGAUGGUCAACAAGAUGAUGCAAGAAUGAAUUUAGCAAUUGCCUUGACAGCCAUUAGGCAUGGUGCGACUGUCUCAAAUCAUGUGUCGGUCACAAAAUUACUAAAAAAGACAGAAGGCGACAAGGAGGUCGUCUGUGGGGUGUCUGUAAAGGAUGAAAUCACAGGAGAAACCUGGGACAUACCAGCCAAAUGUGUGAUAAAUGCUACCGGACCAUUCACAGAUUUCAUAAGGAAGAUGGACGACCCUAAAGUACCCGAAAUUUGCGCUCCUAGCAGUGGAGUUCAUAUCACUCUUCCAGGUUAUUACAGCCCUGAACAAAUGGGACUAUUGGAUCCGUCAACAAGUGAUGGUAGAGUAAUUUUCUUCUUACCAUGGCAAAAGCAAACCAUAGCAGGAACAACAGAUCUCCCUUGCGAAGUUACACGUAAUCCUAAGCCAACAGAAGAUGAAAUCACGUUUAUCUUAGAAGAAGUCAAAAAUUACUUGAAUCCGGAUGUUGAAGUGAGAAGAGGAGAUGUUCUGUCAGCUUGGAGUGGUAUCCGUCCCUUAGUUUCUGAUCCAAAUAAGGCAGAUACACAGUCAAUAGCUAGAAAUCACAUCAUUCACGUUAGUAAAUCUAAUUUGGUUACUAUAGCUGGAGGAAAGUGGACCACAUACAGGUCAAUGGCAGAAGAAACCAUUGAUGCUGCAAUCACAGCCUGUAAUUUGAAACCAAAGAAAGCUCAUAGUCAAACCUCAGGGGUUCUAAUGGAAGGAGCUCAUGAAUGGACCCCUACAAUGUAUAUCAGGCUUGUACAAGAUUUUGGUUUAGAAUGUGAGGUCGCCCAACAUCUUUCAAAUUCAUAUGGAGAUAGAGCUUUUUCAGUAGCAAAAUUGGCGUCUUUAACAGGUCAGCGUUGGCCAAUAAUAGGGAAGAAAUUGCAUCCAGAAUUUCCAUACAUUGAUGCCGAAAUAAGGUAUGGGGUCAGGGAAUACGCCUUGACUGCUAUUGAUAUGAUUGCAAGAAGGCUUAGACUAGCCUUUCUGAAUGUUCAAGCUGCACAGGAAGCCCUACCGCAGAUAAUAAAUAUAAUGGCUGAAGAACUCAACUGGUCUGAGGAGGAGAAACAAAAGCAAAGUCAGGCAGCCACCGAUUUCUUAUCUAAUGAAAUGGGACAAAACGUGAAUCGCGCUAGUAGGGAUAAAAUUCCAAUCAAUUUAAGCAAGGAAGAGAUACAGCUUUAUAUUAAAAGAUUCCAAAUCAUUGACAAGGACCACAAAGGCUAUGUAUCGAUAAACGAUAUCAGAAGAAGUCUCAAGUCACUAGGAAUCAAAUUGACUGAGGACGAAAUCCAUUCAUUAUUGACUGAUAUCCAGCUCAUGCAUAACGGUCAAUUGGAACUAGCCGAUUAUUUGCAGCAAAGCGGUGAAGAAAAUGUAACGGGUGAACAACUGCAUGAAAUCUUGAAGGAAAUUGAUACAAACAUGAACGGACAAGUUGAACUUGAUGAAUAUUUACAGAUGAUGUCAGCUAUCAAGUCCGGACAUGUGACUUACUCAAGAUUCGCAAGAAUGGCUGAGCUGGAAGAAGCAGAACAUGAAAGACAAAAACUUAAGAAGAAAAUAUCAGUUGAGCGCAGCGGCGGUGGUCUUUAAUCCACAAUAUAAAUCUUUUUAUUGUAUAUAGAAAAUUUCUGUUGUAUAUUUUUAUUUAUUGUAACUUAUAGCUUUUAUUUUGUUCUGUAAUACAGAAGACCAACAAAUGCUUUCAAAGGUUUCAGUUCCUACUUUUGGUUGAAAUAAUUUAAGAAACAGAAAGAAGACUUACCUCCAUUUUUCAUCAGAAUAAUUCUGAAACUUCAAUGAGAGAAUAAUUUUUUCUGUAUCUAUCUCACGCUGCAUUGCGAUCGAGAACUGUUACAGACUUGUUACAUAAAUAAAAGAUGAUUCAUGGAUUUGCAUCA
Coccinella septempunctata (seven-spotted ladybird) is the source of this 2842-nucleotide messenger RNA. It is a transcript of the gene Gpo1, whose product is annotated as glycerol-3-phosphate dehydrogenase, mitochondrial. Gene Ontology annotation, cellular component: glycerol-3-phosphate dehydrogenase (FAD) complex; mitochondrion. NCBI's taxonomy places the organism in Eukaryota, Metazoa, Arthropoda, Insecta, Coleoptera, Coccinellidae. Bases 252 to 2534 code for a protein of 760 amino acids. The transcript is spliced from 13 exons. Gene Ontology annotation, biological process: glycerol-3-phosphate metabolic process. The record is from RefSeq and is a predicted model, not a curated record. Gene Ontology annotation, molecular function: glycerol-3-phosphate dehydrogenase (quinone) activity; calcium ion binding.